Messenger RNA from Diceros bicornis minor, 5515 nucleotides. RefSeq names its product teashirt zinc finger homeobox 2 (gene TSHZ2). Gene Ontology annotation, molecular function: DNA binding; DNA-binding transcription factor activity, RNA polymerase II-specific. Gene Ontology annotation, biological process: regulation of transcription by RNA polymerase II. The transcript is spliced from 2 exons. The record is from RefSeq and is a predicted model, not a curated record. Gene Ontology annotation, cellular component: nucleus. Bases 522 to 3629 code for a protein of 1035 amino acids. NCBI's taxonomy places the organism in Eukaryota, Metazoa, Chordata, Mammalia, Perissodactyla, Rhinocerotidae.
AGAGGAGAAGGAAGAAGAAGAAAAAGAAGAAGAAACCACUACCUUCCCAGGAUUGCCUUUUUUUUCUUCCUUAUCUUUACGCGCGCGUGUGCGUGUAGCGCGUGUGCGCCCCUCGUCCCUUCCAUCCGAACCCGAUCUUGGAUGUUUAAUAAAGAAAUCAAGUGUCUCAACAGUCACCAAAAAAAAAAAAAACAAACAAAAAAAAUUUUCCAAAAAGCAAAAACAAAAAGAGAGAGAGAGAGGAAAAAAAAUUCAAAACAAAACAAACAAACAAGGCAGAACCAACCUCUACUUCAAACCAGCCGGCACAAGCCACCCGUGUCUGCCACCCAGAGAGGGGGGUCUCUGGCCCGUGGUGGAGGAGUUGCAGGGGGGAUCGUCAGGGGGACAGAGGCCGAGUGACGCCCUAGGAGCCACCGGGCAGGAGGCGGAGGAGACCCAGAGAGGCGAGAGAGACAGCGGGCCCCCGCGCGCGGCUCGGGGCUGGGGCGCCAGAAGUGGGACUGAAGCGAAGUAGAGCGAUGCCAAGGAGGAAACAGCAGGCACCCAAGCGGGCGGCAGGCUACGCCCAAGAGGAACAGCUGAAGGAAGAGGAGGAAAUAAAAGAAGAAGAGGAGGAGGAGGAAGACAGCGCUUCAGUAGCGCAGCUUCAGGGCAGCAAUGACCCAGGGACGGACGAGGAGCUAGAAACGGGCCCAGAGCAGAAAGGCUGCUUCAGCUACCAGAACUCUCCAGGAAGUCAUUUGUCCAAUCAGGAUGCGGAGAAUGAGUCUCUGCUGAGCGAUGCUAGUGAUCAGGUGUCAGACGUCAAGAGUGUCUGCGGUCGACAUGCCUCAGACAAGAAAGCAAGCGUGCACCCCAAACUUCCCAACGAAGCCCACAAUUGCAUGGAUAAAAUGACUGCUGUCUAUGCCAACAUCUUGUCUGAUUCCUACUGGUCGGGCCUUGGUCUCGGUUUCAAGAUGUCCAACAGCGAGAGGCGGAAUUGUGACACCCGAAAUGGCAGCAACAAGACUGAUUUUGACUGGCACCAAGACGCUCUGUCUAAAAGCCUGCAGCAGAACUUGCCUUCCAGAUCCGUGUCGAAGCCCAGCCUGUUCAGCUCGGUCCAGUUGUACCGGCAGAGUAGUAAGAUGUGCGGGACUGUGUUCACGGGGGCCAGCAGAUUCCGGUGCCGGCAGUGCAGUGCUGCCUAUGACACCUUGGUCGAGUUGACUGUGCACAUGAACGAAACGGGCCACUAUCAAGAUGACAACCGCAAAAAGGACAAGCUUAGACCCACGAGCUAUUCAAAGCCCCGGAAAAGGGCUUUCCAGGAUAUGGACAAGGAGGAUGCUCAAAAGGUUCUGAAAUGUAUGUUUUGUGGCGACUCCUUCGAUUCCCUCCAAGAUUUGAGCGUCCACAUGAUAAAAACAAAACAUUACCAAAAAGUGCCUUUGAAGGAGCCAGUACCAACCAUUUCAUCGAAAAUGGUCACUCCAGCAAAGAAACGCGUCUUUGAUGUCAAUCGGCCGUGUUCCCCCGAUUCAACCACGGGGUCAUUUGCAGAUUCGUUUUCUUCUCAGAAGAAUGCCAACUUGCAUUUGUCCUCCAACAACCGCUAUGGCUACCAAAACGGCGCCAGCUACACUUGGCAGUUUGAGGCCUGCAAGUCCCAGAUCUUAAAGUGUAUGGAGUGUGGGAGCUCGCACGACACCUUGCAGCAGCUCACCACCCACAUGAUGGUCACGGGUCACUUUCUCAAGGUCACCAGCUCUGCCUCCAAGAAAGGGAAGCAGCUGGUGUUAGACCCACUGGCCGUGGAGAAAAUGCAGUCGUUAUCAGACACCCCAAACAGUGAUUCUUUGACUCCCAAGCCAUCAAGCAAUUCAGCUUCUGACUGUACAGCCUCUACAACUGAAUUAAAGAAAGAGAGCAAAAAAGAAAAACCAGACGAAAUCAACAAGGAUGAGAAAAUCCUGAAAAGUGAGGAAUACGAAGACCCUCUACAAAAACCUUUAGACCCUACAAUAAAAUAUCAAUAUCUAAGGGAGGAGGACUUGGAAGAUGGCGCAAAGGGUGGAGGGGACAUUUUGAAGUCGUUGGAAAAUACUGUAACCACAGCCAUCAACAAAGCCCAAAAUGGGGCUCCCAGCUGGAGCGCCUACCCCAGCAUCCACGCAGCCUACCAGCUGUCGGAGGGCACCAAGCCGUCUUUGCCCAUGGGGUCCCAGGUCCUGCAGAUUCGGCCUAAUCUCUCCAACAAGUUAAGGCCAAUUGCACCGAAGUGGAAAGUCAUGCCACUGGUUUCUGUGCCCACAAACCUGGCCCCAUACACUCAAGUUAAGAAGGAGCCAGAAGACAAGGAUGAAGUCGUGAAGGAGUGUGGGAAAGAAAGUCCCCAGGAAGAGGCAUCGUGUUUCAGCUACAAUGAGGGGGAUUCUCUCUCCAAAAGCGAAACCCCUGCAGAAUCCAAAAAGGCUGAGCCCUGUCCCCCGAAGGAGGAGGACAAGCUGAUGAAAGAGGGUGGGGAGAAAGAGAAACCCCAGCCCUUGGAGACAGCGUCUUCUCUUAGCAAUGGAUGCGCCCUUGCCAACCACGUUUCGGCCCUGCCGUGCGUCAACCCGCUCAGCGCCCUGCAGUCCGUCUUGAACAAUCACCUGGGCAAAGCCACCGAAGCCCUGCGCGCUCCUUCCUGCUCCAGCCCAAGCUCAAGCACAAUUUCUAUGUUUCACAAGUCGAAUCUCAGUGUCAUGGACAAGCCGGUUUUGAGUCCUGCCUCCGCAAGGCCGGCCAGCGUGUCUAGGCGCUACCUGUUUGACAGCAGCGAUCAGCCCAUCGACCUGACCAAGUCCAAAAGCAAGAAAGCCGAGUCCGCGCAAGCACAAUCCUGUACGUCCCCGCCUCAGAAGCACGCUCUGUCUGACAUCGCCGAUAUGGUCAAAAUCCUCCCCAAAGCCACCACCCCAAAGCCCGCCGCCUCCUCCAGGGUCCCUCCCCUGAAGCUGGAGAUGGAUGUCAGGCGCUUUGAGGAUGUCUCCAGCGAAGUCUCGACUUUGCAUAAAAGAAAAGGCCGGCAGUCCAACUGGAACCCUCAGCAUCUUCUGAUCUUGCAAGCGCAGUUUGCCUCGAGCCUCUUCCAGACAUCGGAGGGCAAAUACCUGCUGUCGGAUCUGGGCCCACAAGAGCGAAUGCAAAUCUCCAAGUUUACAGGACUCUCGAUGACCACUAUCAGCCACUGGCUGGCGAACGUCAAGUACCAACUUAGGAAAACGGGCGGGACAAAAUUUCUGAAAAACAUGGACAAGGGACACCCUAUCUUUUAUUGCAGUGACUGUGCCUCCCAGUUCAGAACCCCUUCUACCUACAUCAGCCACUUAGAAUCUCACCUAGGUUUCCAAAUGAAGGACAUGACCCGCAUGGCCGUGGAACAGCAAAGCAAGGUGGAGCAGGAGAUCUCCCGGGUGUCGUCGGCUCAGAAGUCUCCGGAAACAAUAGCUGGCGAAGAGGACACAGACUCUAAGUUCAAGUGUAAGUUGUGCUGUCGGACAUUUGUGAGCAAACACGCAGUAAAACUCCACCUAAGCAAAACGCACAGCAAGUCACCCGAACACCAUUCACAGUUUGUAACAGACGUGGAUGAAGAAUAGCCUGCAGGUAUGGGUUUGCUCCCAGGUGAUUGUGACAGUGGCCUUGUGAGGAGCUUCUGGAAGGGAGAUGGGUCUGUUUAGAGACAGCUAAUGUCUCCCAAUACCAAGAGGACAGUAGCCUGCUGGAAUAGGACUUAUUUUUAUGAACGACUAGAACGUGAUAAAUAAGUCCUAACCAUUCUCUCAAUUUCUCCAGUUUAGUGUUGGGAAAUAGAAUACAAUGGGUUUAGAGAGAUGGAGUUCACAGAUUACUGCUUCAUGACACGUGAUCCCUUUAGUUACCCAAGGCCCAAAUUUCAAGGUCCAGCCAAGGCUACACCUCAUUUUAAUUAAUAAGGACUAACUUCUCUCCUUGUCCCAUUUCACCACCUCACCUUCCCAUAGCAAUGCUAAUGACUUACAAAGUGAUUAAAAAAAAAAAAAAAGAUGAGCAACAGAAUAAAGAUUGUAGAGUUCCUGGGGGCAGCUGCUGUACAGAGAUUUCUUAAUCAGCUCAUGAAUAGCUUAAAGUUGUCUUGAUCAUUAUUACUUGUAAUUAAUGUUUUUUGCAGCUUACUUUCAAGCAAUUGCUACCUUCCACUCCCUUCCCUUUGUUUAUUUCCUCCCUUAGAGUUUCUAUGAAAGAGCAUCUACCCUGUAGUCAGAUGGUAGAAAAGUAUUCUCUGUAGAACAUUGAGAUGAAAAGAGAAGAAGCUUAUUUUCUUCUCAUCUUUUGGUUUUCUUUAGGAUAGACUAAUAUCAGAGUCCGCCUCUAACAAAGAUAGAUGCAAUGCAUGCCCUUGAGAUUUUAUUUUACAUAAAGAAACAAAUGACUUUCUGCGCCCCCAUUGCCAAUGCCCAUGGGGUCCCACAGCUUCAAGGUGAUUUGCAUCACGUAUCAUAGAAGUUCUAUGCCUUGUAGAGUCACUGGUGCCCAGACUAUCUAUGUCAUCUCCAGGAAAGAGGACAGAGACCAAGGUCACAUACCUUAGCAGACUAGUCACACCGGCCACUUUCAAAUGUUAAACAUAAGCAAGUCUGGGUCUCAACAAAUCCGUUUCAUCUCCUUUUUUGUAUUUUCUCUACUUUCUUUUUUCUGCCCUCCAGCAUGAUACCCCCCACAUGCUAGGAACCCCCUCACAUAUUCAGGUUGUCCUCCAUCUCUGGCCACAUCCCGGGAUGAAAACCCAACCUGACUUAAGCCUUCGGCACUUGCCAGUUCUGUUUAUAUCAUGUUAGGUUACAGAUUAGCUCUUUCGGUUAAUUCACAAUAAGAUAUGAACAGCUAGUAAUAACUUAAUGCAUAAUCCCUCAUCAUCCCUAUUGUGAAAGCAUUUGUUUUUAAAUAGGAGACUUUCAGAUCAAGCCCCAAAGGUAUAGGCACUAGCAGAGUUCCAGGUGGAGAGGGGGAUUUACACGGUGUGGCUCUGGGCUCACUUCCUGUCAGGUGGGGGCAUUCGCUGAGGGUGAGGAUGGUCAAAAUGAAAUAAAGGGUUAAAAAAAUCUGAUCUGGGACUUUUCCCUCAGUGAGAAGAUCUAAGAGCUUCCGGUGAAGGAGGACACCAUCCUAUAACUUUAAUGGCUAUCUGGGCCCAAAUGAAGACUAUUGUUUUGUUUGCAUGUUUUUAUCAUAAUGAUUAAAAUGUGUUACUGGCCGAUUCAUCUCUUGCUUUCCAAGCAUGAUUUGUUCAGCUCACAUUCUUGGAAAAAAAGCCAAAAUGCAUCUAUUGAAUCUAUCGGUGAGCUUGGGUCUUGGCAACAUCCUAUUUAUUUGCUAUAUAACAGUUUAAAUUUAUGUAACUUGCUAUUUGCUUUUCUGGUCCUUCAAACAAAAGGUGGAUAUACACAUCUACCCAGAGAGAAGAGAGAUAUUUCCAGUCCUGUAGUGGUAGGUCCAAACCGUGGUG